Molecule: messenger RNA, 1926 nt
Organism: Thyridium curvatum
Lineage: Eukaryota; Fungi; Ascomycota; Sordariomycetes; Thyridiales; Thyridiaceae
Exons: 2
Coding region: 1-1926 (641 amino acids)
Molecular function (GO): metal ion binding; acid phosphatase activity
Source: RefSeq, a predicted model, not a curated record
AUGAAGACCGAAGCUCUCAUCGGCGCUGCCCUCUUGGCAGUGGCCUCCGAGGCCGUGCCCACGGUUGAUACCACCUACCCGUACACCGGGCCCGAAGUGCCGGUCGGCGAUUGGGUGGACCCCACCGUCAACGGCAAUGGCAAGGGAUUCCCGCGUCUCGUAGAAGCCCCGGCCGUCAAGCCAGCGACUGCCAAUCCCACGAAUAACGUGAACGUUAUUGCGCUGGCCUAUGUGCCCCAGGGCAUGAACAUCCACUACCAAACGCCGUUCGGCCUCGGUGUUGCGCCUUCGGUGAAAUGGGGCACGAGUGCCUCGGCUUUGACCAACACCGCAACCGGCGCCACUCACAGUUAUGACCGGACUCCGCCUUGUUCAAUGGUGGCUGCCGUUACCCAAUGCAGCCAGUUCUUCCACGAGGUCCAGCUCACCAACCUCAAGCCCGACACGACCUAUUACUACCAGAUUCCCGCCGCCAAUGGCACUACCCAGUCCGAAAUUCUUAGUUUUACCACGGCCCGCGCUGCUGGCGAUGCCAAGCCCUUCACGGUGGCCGUGCUGAACGACAUGGGCUACACCAACGCCCAGGGCACCUUCAAGCAGCUCAACCAGGCCGUCAACGAUGGCGCUGCCUUUGCCUGGCACGGCGGUGACAUCUCAUACGCAGACGAUUUCUACUCAGGGCUCCUGGCGUGCCAAGACGACUGGCCUGUCUGCUAUAACGGAACAUCUACCGAGGUCCCAACCGGCGACUAUCCGGAGGGAUACAACACGCCUCUUCCGGCCGGCGAGAAACCCAACCAAGGGAGCUGGAACGGCGGUGACAUUAGUGUAAUUUACGAGUCUAACUGGGACCUCUGGCAGCAGUGGAUCCAGAACAUGACCUCUAAGAUCCCUUACAUGGUGCUGCCCGGAAACCACGAGGCCGCCUGCGCCGAGUUCGACGGACCCGGCAACGUGCUGACGGCCUACUUGAAUGGUGACAAGGCCAACUCGACUGCUCCCAAGGCCGAGCUCACCUACUUCAGCUGCCCGCCUUCGCAGAGGAACUACACUGCCUACCAGCACCGGUUCCGGAUGCCUGGUCAGGAGACCGGCGGCGUGGGCAACAUGUGGUACUCGUUCGACUACGGCCUGGCCCACUUCGUUAGCAUGAACGGCGAGACCGACUACGCCAUGAGCCCCGAGUCUCCCUUCAUCAAGGACACCAAGGGCGUCGCCAAGGAGCCGCUGGCCAACCAGACCUAUAUCACCGACAGCGGGCCCUUCGGCAAGAUCGACAACAACGACUACAACAACACAAAGGCCUACCAGCAGUACCAGUGGCUCGCCAAGGACCUGGCGGCCGUCGACCGGACCAAGACGCCCUGGGUCUUCGUCAUGAGCCAUCGCCCGAUGUACAGCUCCGAGGUGUCGGCCUACCAGGCGCACAUCCGCGAGGCCUUCGAGGCCCUCCUGUUGCAGAACAACGUGGACGCGUACUUCUCGGGUCACAUCCACUGGUACGAGCGCAUGUGGCCGAUGGGCCGCAACGGCACCAUCGACAAGGGCUCCGUCGUCAACAACAAGACUUACACCACCAACCCGGGAGUCUCCAUGACGCACAUCGUCAACGGCAUGGCGGGCAACAUCGAGAGCCACAGCACCCUGGACCCCAAGAAGGGCGUGCUGCCCAUCACGGCCGUGCUGGACCAGACGCACUACGGCUUCAGCAAGCUGGUUGUCCACAACGCCUCGGUCGUCACCUGGCAGUUCGUCCUCGGCAACGGAUCCGGCAUCGGCGACGAGCUGACCCUGAUCAAGAAGGCCAACUCGAGCGGCAGUGGCUCCGGCUCGCCGACCACGAAGAACGGCGUUGCUGGCCAGCAGGCACCGCUGGCUUUUACCGUGGUUUCCGCGCUGCUCAUGGCGGCUUGGUAUCUGGUGUAG